Thelazia callipaeda (thelaziosis nematode) is the source of this 591-nucleotide messenger RNA. Lineage: Eukaryota; Metazoa; Nematoda; Chromadorea; Rhabditida; Thelaziidae. The record is from the annotation of a GenBank genome assembly.
AUGGAAAAUCGCUCCAAGGGUGCAGGCGGGUGGUUUGUCAGUGGAGCAACCGGUGGCAAAAAUGUAGCACUCAAAAGAACGCUGGAAAUUAUUGAGGAACAAAAAAUGUUAUUUGCUGAAGGAGGGCAAGAGAAGUGGCAGAAAUCACACAGUGCUUUAGCAAUUCCAGCAGUUCUUGAAAUCGACCAAUUGCAAUCAAAUAAAAUUGCUGAUGCUUCUAAUCUAAAUGUCACAAAAUCAUGGAAUAAACAACGAGUACCACUAAUAACAUCUUCUAUGUCGUCUACACCAUCUCAGAACUCUACAGCCGAAGACAUCUCAGCGUCGCAUGACCGAUCUCUAGCUUUGUCUUCCAGUUCUAUGCAAGGAUCAGUAACUGUUCUGAAGAAUAUAGGAGUGCUAAUGUCUAUGAUGUAUCUCCUGAAUAAUAGCACUGGAAGAAGAAUGUCGCACAGAUUAAGUGCCACCGAUGAAAUAAAUUUCAACGUUAAGCGACACCGCAAAAUGCGACUUAACGUAGGAGCAAGAAGACAUACUCAGCGUCGAUGGAAAACGACAAGCAUGGCAUUAGGUGGCUUUGGUAAAUCUUGA